Molecule: messenger RNA, 4914 nt
Organism: Alexandromys fortis (reed vole)
Lineage: Eukaryota; Metazoa; Chordata; Mammalia; Rodentia; Cricetidae
Gene: Msh4
Product: mutS homolog 4
Exons: 19
Coding region: 206-2503 (765 amino acids)
Biological process (GO): reciprocal meiotic recombination; mismatch repair
Cellular component (GO): nucleus
Molecular function (GO): ATP binding; ATP-dependent DNA damage sensor activity; mismatched DNA binding
Source: RefSeq, a predicted model, not a curated record
AACAAGCUCUUCUUCUGCACGAGAUACCAAUUACCCACAAAUAUUUAGAACUCCGUUGUCUGCUGGAAAUCCCCAGAGAUCAGGCUAUAAAAGUUGGACACCACAUGUAGGAUACUCAGGCACGUCCUCUGCAGUGUCUGCACACGCCCCGUCAGUCAUCGUAGCCGUGGUGGAAGGAAGAGGGCUGGCCAGAGGCGAGGUCGGGAUGGCGAGCAUCGACUUGAAGAGCCCGCAGAUUAUCUUGUCGCAGUUCGCAGACAACACGACGUAUGCAAAGGUGAUCACUAAGCUCAAAGUUUUAUCACCUUUGGAAAUUAUAAUGUCAAAUACUGCUUGUGUUGUGGGAAAUUCAACCAAGUUGUUUACGCUGGUCACAGAAAAUUUCAAGAACGUUAAUUUCACUACAGUCCAAAGGAAAUACUUCAAUGAAACAAAGGGCUUAGAGUACAUUGAACAGUUGUGCAUCGCCGAGUUCAGCUCCGUCCUGAUGGAGGUUCAGUCCAGGUAUUACUGCCUCGCAGCUGCUGCAGCCUUAUUAAAAUAUGUUGAAUUCAUUCAAAAUUCAGUUUAUGCACCAAAAUCACUGAAGAUUUAUUUCCAAGGCAGUGAACAGACAGCCAUGAUAGAUUCAUCAUCAGCUCAGAACCUUGAAUUACUUGUUAAUAACCAGGACUACAGGAACAAUCACACUCUCUUUGGUGUUCUAAAUUACACAAAGACGGCAGGAGGGAGCAGAAGGCUGCGCUCUAACAUCCUGGAGCCCCUGGUUGAUGUGGAGACCAUCAACAUGAGGUUGGACUGUGUCCAGGAGCUGCUUCAGGACGAGGAGCUCUUCUUUGGGCUCCAGUCAGUCAUUUCAAGAUUCCUGGAUACGGAGCAGCUGCUUUCUGUUUUAGUUCAAAUCCCAAAGCAAGACACGGUUAAUGCAGCUGAAUCAAAGAUAACAAAUUUGAUCUACCUGAAGCAUACUUUGGAACUUGUGGAUCCUUUAAAGGCCACCUUGAAGAACUGUAGCACACCCUUGCUAAGAGCUUACUAUGGCUCGUUGGAAGAUAACAGGUUUGGGCUAAUACUUGACAAGAUUAGAACAGUGAUAAAUGAUGACGCACGGUACACGAAAGGCUGCCUGAACAUGCGCACUCAGAAGUGCUAUGCAGUGCGCUCCAACAUCAGUGAGUUCCUAGACAUAGCUCGGAGGACAUACACAGAGAUAGUGGAUGACAUAGCAGGAAUGAUAUCACAGCUUGCAGAGAAAUACGGCCUUCCAUUACGCACCAGCUUCAGCUCUGCCCGGGGCUUUUUCAUCCAGAUGACCACAGACUGUGCUGCGCUCUCGAGCGACCAGCUUCCCUCGGAGUUUAUUAAGAUUUCUAAAAUGAAAAACUCAUACAGCUUUACAUCAGCAGAUUUAAUUAAAAUGAAUGAAAGAUGCCAAGAGUCUUUGCGAGAAAUCUAUCACAUGACUUACAUGAUAGUGUGCAAGCUGCUUAGUGAGAUUUAUGAGUACAUCCAUUGCUUGUACAAGCUCUCUGACACUGUGUCCAUGCUGGAUAUGCUGCUGUCUUUUGCUCACGCCUGUACUCUUUCUGACUAUGUCCGACCAGAGUUUACUGACACUUUAGCAAUCAAACAAGGAUGGCAUCCCAUUCUUGAAAAAAUAUCUGCAGAGAAACCUGUCGCAAACAAUACAUAUAUUACAGAAGGGAGUAAUGUUCUGAUCAUAACUGGACCGAAUAUGAGCGGAAAGUCCACGUAUUUAAAACAGAUUGCUCUUUGUCAGAUCAUGGCCCAGAUUGGCUCGUAUGUUCCAGCAGAAUAUGCCUCCUUUAGGAUUGCUGAGCAGAUCUUUACGAGAAUCAGCACUGAUGAUGAUAUUGAAACAAAUUCAUCAACAUUUAUGAAAGAAAUGAAAGAGAUAGCGUAUAUUCUGCAUAAUGCUAAUGACAAGUCACUCAUAUUAAUUGAUGAGCUUGGCAGAGGCACUAAUACAGAAGAAGGCAUUGGAGUCUCUUACGCAGUCUGUGAGCAUCUGCUGAGCAUAAAGGCAUUCACACUCUUCACAACCCACUUCCUGGAGCUGUGUCACAUAGAUGCCCUGUAUCUGAAUGUAGAAAACAUGCAUUUUGAAGUUCAGCAUGUAAAGAAUACCUCAAGAAAUAAAGAUGCAAUUUUGUAUACGUACAAACUUUCCAGGGGACUCACAGAAGAAAAGAACUAUGGAUUAAAAGCUGCAGAGGCCUCCUCACUUCCACCAUCGAUUGUCUUGGAUGCCAGAGAGAUCACAACACAAAUUACAAAGCAAAUUUUGCAAAAUCAAAGGAGCUCCCCAGAAAUGGACAGGUGGAGAGGUGUAUACCAUCUUGCCACGAGGCUUGUCCAGACUGCUCGAAACUCUCAACUGGAACCAGAUAGGCUGCGGACAUACCUGAGUAAUCUCAAGAAGAAGUAUGAAGAGGACCAGACCAGGGCUGCGGACGACCUUCCUGAGGGGACUGAGGAGUAGCAGCUCACCGCUUACACAGUGCCUAUGUCGCAGUUGCUCAGUGUGCUAUUUUAAUUGAAAAUUACAGUAUAUUAACUUCAGAAUUUUUACCUAUGCACCCUAGAUGGAUAAUAUUCAUUAGAAUACCUUUAAAAGUGACAGGUCUUGAAGAAAAGGUUUUUGGUUUUUUUACUUUAUUUACUUUUUUGUUUGUUUUUCAAGACAGGGUUUCUCUGUUUAGCCCUGGCUGUCCUAGAACUCACUCUGUAGACCAAACUGGCCAUGUUUCUGCCUCCCAAGUGCUGGGAUUAAAGGCAUGUGCCACCAACACUGGGUAAAAGGAAAGUUUUUGUCAGAAAACUCAUUCACUAGUUUUCAUUUGUGACCUCCCACAUUAAGUGUACACUUAGAAGUUACAGUUCAGAGUAGAGACAAAAAUGUCUUCAGUGACUUGCUGCUCUUUCUGCUUUUAAUUUUGACCACUCUUUUUACAAAAGGCAACAGAGAGACAGCACUGCUCUGCCUCCUUUGUGUGUUCCCAGGGAACAUUUUUUUUCUUAAGAAAAUAAAUUUUAUUUAUUUCAGGCCAGCAGGAUGAUUCAUUGGUAAAGGCACUUCUGCCAACCCAGACAACCUGAGUUCAGUUGCUGGAACCCAUAUGGUGAAGUGAAGUCUGCUCCCUCGGGCUGUCCGCUAACUCCACAUCCACCCCGUGCUUUAUAUGCAUGUGUGCAGACAUUGUUUUUAAUAUCUAGCACAGUGCAAGCGAUGUAGGAACACAUACCGAGGAAACAAGAAAGAUGUACACACUCAACCGGGAUCCUUCUGUAUAACAGUGUCUGCACAGGCAUGUGGCUUCCACAGCACGUCAGUUUUCAAAGGUCAUUGUUAUCUUGUAAAAGAGCAAACCAGCCAGUCAUUUAUUUCUUCACUGGAAGGGCUCUUUUCUUCACCACCACCUCACUUUACAGUCCCACUUCAGUGGGAUUGCUCCUGCAGUCAGAGUUCACAGAUCUGCCCUGUAGACUUCUUUUUCUUAAACAACCAAGUACCUGGAACUUGAGUGCACAUUGACCCGUUGGUUUAGUAGUUGCAAUCUUCAUAAGGGUUUGGCCAGCAGAAUUAUUCACAGACUGCUUAUGCUGUGGUUUCUUUGUUUGUGUGUGUGUGUGCUUGUGUCUGUAUGAGUGUGUGCCGCAUGUAUGCGGCUUCUGCAGAGGCUGGAAGAGGGCAUUGGAUCCCCUUGAGCUCGAGUUAGCAGGUGCCUGUGAACUCCCGUGUGGUGCUAGGAUUCUAACUCAGUACCUCUGGAUUAGCAAGAAGCACUCUGAACAGCUGAGCCAUCUUCCCAGCAUUCCUAUAGUUUCUACUAUGUGGAUAUUUUACAGUAUUUAUUGGUUAUAUAUUUUGACUUCAUUAAGCUUAGUUCAGUAUUGAAACUUUAAUAGCCAGAUAUAUUAAAGAAGUCAUAAUUCAAAUGAUAUGCAGAUGUUUUGAAGUAAAUUACCACUAUUGUGCAUGUGUUAUAUACAAUAUCUUGUUUAAUUACUUGCAUAUUUCCUAUUUCUCUGUCUUUGAAAGAGAGUAUCAAUAUAUUUGAACUUUACCAUUAAUUGCAUUUUAAUUAAUAUUUGCAAUGUAUUUUAUGUACACUUUCCUAAAACCAGAUGAUCUGGGUUUGCGGUGGCUUUGUAAGGGAGCACUGGAGAGGGAUGGGUGUUAGCAGAGAGAGGACAGGAGAGGCAGCACAGGAAUGGGCGGUGAGGGGGACGUGGUCCAGCGGUAGGUGAAAUAGCAGACAUUCUCCAGGCUGUUUAACCUCGGUUAAAUCCCACUAAACAGCUAAGAAUUUUUCGUCAUUUAAAGCUUUUGCUGCAAAACUUUCAGCCAACUAAUCAAUCCAUUUUAUUUUUAUGUAGAUAUUUAAAUAAAAAUAAUUUUGUUAUUUCUUAAAAUUACAUUUUCAUAAGCUAUUUUGCGUGUGGCAGAAACAUACCACAAAGCAAGUGAAGUGAAGACCAUUACAACAUCACAUGUACAGCUAAUACCAGGAAACAGUUCCUUCUUGGUUUGAAGGUUUCUGUCUUUGCUAUUUUCUGUGGCUUCCUUCUAUGGUAUAGAUAAGUACCCUACAGUCCAGCCUGUCACUGUAACUGCCCACAAUGUCUUGGCAAGCCACUUGUGAUAUUUUGAAUGGGAAAUGUCCCCCAUAGGCUCCUGCACUGCACACUUGGUCCCUGGUUGUUGGCACUGCUGGGGAUGUGGAGCUGCUAGAGAAGUGUGACACAGGCUGGACCUUACAUGUUAGAGCCUGCCCUGCCUCAUUUUGCUGCUUGUGUGGGUUGAAAGUGAUCUGUCAGUGCCUUCCGUACCAUUGUGGACAUGUAGCCUCUCUGGAACUGUACGCCAAAAUAAACCCUUCCUUAAGUUGU